CGGUGACGUCACCGCCAUAGUGGGCGAGCGGGGAAGGUCGCGUCCCCGGCCUCAGCAGGAGGAUGCUGUCACCGCUGCUCAGGGCGGCCGUGUCGGCUCGCCGGGCUAUUGUGACCCCUCUCAGGGUCCCCGUCCGCAGAUCUGGCGGCGGGCAUCACGCAGUGCGCUAUCGUCAAGCCACAGACCCGGACCCCUACUACGUGCGCUACGGCAUGUUCCUGAGCAGCUUCAUGUGGUUCUGGAUCUUCUGGCACAUGUGGCACACCCCUGAGGAAGUCUUCGGCCACUUCCCGUACCCGGACCCCUCCAAGUGGACGAACGAGGAGCUGGGCAUCCCACCAGACGACGAGGAGUGAUGUGCACGUGACACCUGGAUUGCCAGCCGAGCUCUCGCGCGCGUCCCCUCUGCCCGGCUCCCCCCCCCUGCAACUCUCCUGCUGAUGGUGCCCCCCAUGUGGCCACGGGUGCCGACCUACGGGGCCUUGGGUAACGGGGGGGGGACCUGUACAUACUCCAGCAAAUUCUACUGAACAGUUGAA
This is a messenger RNA of Lethenteron reissneri (Far Eastern brook lamprey), 539 nucleotides long. It is a transcript of the gene NDUFB2, whose product is annotated as NADH:ubiquinone oxidoreductase subunit B2. Gene Ontology annotation, cellular component: mitochondrial inner membrane; respiratory chain complex I. NCBI's taxonomy places the organism in Eukaryota, Metazoa, Chordata, Hyperoartia, Petromyzontiformes, Petromyzontidae. The record is from RefSeq and is a predicted model, not a curated record. Gene Ontology annotation, biological process: mitochondrial respiratory chain complex I assembly.